Mucor mucedo is the source of this 1695-nucleotide messenger RNA. RefSeq lists its product as uncharacterized. The transcript has 7 exons. The record is from RefSeq and is a predicted model, not a curated record. Gene Ontology annotation, cellular component: BAT3 complex. NCBI's taxonomy places the organism in Eukaryota, Fungi, Mucoromycota, Mucoromycetes, Mucorales, Mucoraceae. The coding region runs from base 57 to 1487 and encodes 476 amino acids. Gene Ontology annotation, molecular function: polyubiquitin modification-dependent protein binding; misfolded protein binding.
AAAGAAACUUGGGUUUCCCUCUUCUUUUCAUUCAUCUAUUUUAUAUACAAUUACCCAUGGCAGAGAAUACAGAGACACGCCCAGAGACUCCUAGACCAGGUACAUUAGAACAAAUUGCGUUGCAAAUCAAGUCGCUUGAACAACGUACAACUUCUGUUACCCUUCCUCGAAAUGCUUCGGUUUUGCAACUUAAACAUGAAAUUCAAGUUGCUUUUGAUGUCGACUCUAACAGACAGCGCCUUAUCUUUCAAGGCCGUGUAUUAAAAGAUGACAAAAACUUGACAGAUUAUGCUAAUUUGGAUAAUGGAAAGGUUAUUCAUCUAGUCAUUCGACCUAUUGAUGCACCUCAUAAUCCCAUGAAUGACGACCCCAACCCUGGAGCGAAUAUUCGUCAUACAUUCAAUAGAGCUUCGCCGAACGGAAGAUCACGUACAUUUCCAGCUAUAUCUGGCAGAUUCCCAACGAUGGAAGGAUAUGCUUUUAUAACACUUGACUCAAAUUUUGCUGAUCUUGGUGAUAAUCAAUCUUUAUUAUCAUCUGUCUUAAAUGGAUUUACUGGAAAUGGUGCGAAUAGAACCAGAGCUACUACUACAACUACGAACACCAAUAAUGCAGAUAACCAAACCGGAAGAACGUCCUUACCAACACCAGGUAAUCGAGGACCAUUUGGAUUCAGUGUAAGUAGAAAUAGUCUUUCCGAGUUAGCUUCACCUAUUGCGUCUACACCACUUGCUGACCGAGUCGCAGCAGGCCUCCCAUUUCCGCCAAGUGUUGAGGUUAGAUUGGCAAGAACAUUAGGCUCCAUGAGAAACGUGAGAACAAUGUUGGAAGAUUCCGCAAACAAUGAAGAGACUAGUAUUUUCUCUUCUGCGCCCAACUCAACACCUGAACAAUUACAGGAAAUCCGAAACCGACUUCGAACUAGUGGAAAUAAUCAGUCUGCACAAAUCGGUAUGGUUUUGAAUGAGUUAGCAGAUUUGAUGACGGAAGCUGCACCUCGCAUGAGAGAAGUUGCUAACAGCCUGAGACAAGAGAAUCAAACAGGCGAAGAAGAAAGGAAUACCAGUCGACGUGUAUUGAACAUGUCUAGAAUCGUACAGGGCAUGAGCUUGAUCAAUCAUUUUUUGGGCUCGGUUUUGGCAAGCGCUGAUAUCGAUUCGAGACGAACUCCCAUAACAACAACACCACCAAACGCGUCCCCGCGACCACCCACUACAUUACCUUCCUAUAUAUUUCCUCGUGGAAAUACAGAAGCCAUAAGAACUCCUGCACCAAGUGUAGAUACGAGAAAUUCGAACACUGAUACCAAUAAUACUGCAGCUGCAAAACCUAAAUCAACACUCUCAAAUAAUACAACACCUUCAUGCAGCUCUUCUAAUGAUGAACAAAGCUUGAAGCGUAAUAUUGACCAAGUAGAUGAAGAAUCUAGUGAAUCAUCAUCCAACAAAUCUGCGAAGGCUGACAAGGGAAAGGAUAAAAAGGAUUAAUAGAUUUUUUUUUAGUAUUCUCACAGUAUAAAGAGCCCCAACCCCCAUCACCAAUACACAAUUAAUACGUAAAUAGUCACCAUCUUGACUCAAAAUGUUCAUAUACCUUUUUUAAAGUAGUUGUUUUUGCUCUCAUUUCAUCUUUUACAGCUACAUUUUUCAAUAUAAAUCACAACCUAAGCUUACAGAAAGCAACAAAUCAUCUCCC